Molecule: messenger RNA, 7180 nt
Organism: Heterocephalus glaber (naked mole-rat)
Lineage: Eukaryota; Metazoa; Chordata; Mammalia; Rodentia; Bathyergidae
Product: membrane-bound transcription factor site-2 protease
Biological process (GO): membrane protein intracellular domain proteolysis; regulation of response to endoplasmic reticulum stress
Cellular component (GO): cytoplasm; membrane
Molecular function (GO): protein binding; metalloendopeptidase activity
Source: RefSeq, a predicted model, not a curated record
GUGUGUUCAGGGGAAGGCUCCGGAGGGAAACGUCGCCACCGCGGCAAAAGACCCGGAGACAACUUAGUUCCUGCGCCGAUUUUGUGGCAAUAAAGCACGGGACGGUUUGCGGCUCGCAGAGAGGUGGACCCCGGCACUCGCCUUCUUUCCGCUGCCGCCAUGAUUCCGAUGUCGCUGGUGGUCUUAGUGGUGGGUGGCUGGGCUGCCGUCUACCUGACCGAUUUGGUGCUGAAGUCAUCUGUCUAUUUUAAGCAUUCUUAUGAAGACUGGCUGGAAAACAAUGGAUUGAGCAUCUCCCCUUUUCACAUAAGAUGGCAAACUGCAGUUUUCAAUCGUGCCUUUUAUACUUGGGGACGGCGGAAAGCGAGGAUGCUUUACCAAUGGUUCAAUUUUGGAAUGGUGUUUGGCGUAAUUGCCAUGUUCAGCUCUUUUUUCCUCCUUGGAAAAACACUGAUCCAGACUUUGGCACAGAUGAUGGCUGACUCUCCUUCUUAUUCUUCCUCCUCCUCUUCUUCCUCUUCGUCCUCUUCCUCAUUCUCUUCAUCAUCUUCUUCUUCCUCUGCUCUUCAUAAUGAACAGGUGCUACAAGUUGUGGUUCCUGGUAUAAAUUUACCUGUCAAUCAACUGACCUAUUUCUUCGCUGCAGUUCUCAUUAGUGGUGUUGUACAUGAAAUUGGACAUGGGAUAGCAGCUAUUAGGGAACAAGUUCGAUUUAAUGGCUUUGGGAUUUUUCUCUUCAUUAUAUAUCCUGGAGCAUUUGUUGAUCUGUUCACCACCCAUUUACAACUUAUAUCACCAGUCCAGCAGCUAAGGAUAUUUUGUGCAGGUAUCUGGCACAAUUUUGUCCUUGCCCUCUUGGGUGUUUUAGCUCUUGUUCUCCUUCCAGUAAUUCUCUUGCCAUUUUACUACACUGGAGUUGGGGUACUCAUCACUGAAGUCGCUGAGGACUCACCUGCCAUUGGACCCAGAGGCCUUUUUGUGGGAGACCUUGUCACUCAUCUACAGGAUUGUCCUGUUACUAAUGUACAAGAUUGGAAUGAAUGUCUAGAUGCCAUAGCCUAUGAGCCCCAGAUUGGCUACUGUAUAAGUGCAUCAACUUUACAACAGUUAAGCUUCCCAGUUAGAGCAUACAAACGGCUAGAUGGGUCCACCGAAUGCUGCAGCAAUCACAGCCUCACAGAUGUGUGCUUUUCCUACAGAAAUAAUUUUAAUAAGCGUUUGCAUACAUGUCUACCUGCGCGGAAAGCAGUGGAAGCCACUCAAGUUUGUAGGACCAAUAAAGACUGUAAAAAAAGCUCAAGUUCAAGUUUUUGUAUAAUACCUUCUUUGGAAACCCACACUCGCUUAAUAAAAGUGAAACACCCACCUCAAAUUGAUAUGUUGUAUGUAGGUCAUCCACUGCAUCUUCACUAUACAGUGAGCAUCACCAGUUUUAUCCCACGUUUCAACUUUCUCAGCAUUGAUCUCCCAGUGAUGGUGGAGACAUUUGUCAAGUACCUAAUUUCCCUUUCUGGAGCUCUAGCCAUUGUUAAUGCAGUGCCCUGCUUUGCUUUGGAUGGUCAGUGGAUUUUAAACUCUUUCCUGGAUGCUACUCUUACGUCAGUGAUUGGAGAUAAUGAUGUCAAAGAUCUAAUAGGAUUUUUCAUCUUGCUUGGUGGCAGCUUACUUUUGGCUGCCAAUGUCACCCUGGGACUCUGGAUGGUUACAGCACGGUAAUGUUUGUACUCAUCUGACAGAAUGUCUGAGUUAUAUGGUAAUAUCCAUUGACAUUGAAAUCCUUAUGUGGUAUGAAAUGUAAAGUGUUUCCUUAAAAUUAUAUUUUGGCCAACAUCUUUAAGCUCCUCCUAGAUCCAAAGUAUGGUGUUAGCAGGAUAAACAGAAGCAAUGAAAGGCACAGUAACUUAUUACAUGUUAGUUAAAGAUUGAAUGUAUACACUUCACAUAUUUGUGGAACAAUUUCUAAACAAGUACAAAUUCAUGUAAUACCAUUUUGUGUAACUUCAUGUAGUAUUGAAAUAGUAUAAAAUAUAAUAUAAAGUAUUGAAAACAGAACUGGGUGGAAAUAAUUAGUAAAAACUUAGUGUCAUUAGUCAAUAUUUAAAGGAGACCAGGGCUGGAGAUUUAGCUCAGUGGUUCCGGCACCUGCCUCACAAGCGCAAGGUCCCGAGUUCGAUCCCCGGUACCAAAAAAAAAAAAAAAAGAUUUUAAAGGAGACCAGACUUUGGCUAUGCAGAAGAGUGAGUGUAUUCUUGGCCUCUAUCUUUGUCUUGUUUGAAAAGCAUUUUAAAAGUUAAUGAUAUGUUGUUUUAUACUUUGAAAGCUGAGGUCUGAUUACAGUUAAAUUAAUAAAAUUCUAUGAAAGACUCUACUGACAUCAAAGGUGAAGUCUUUGUCAAAUGAUACCAAGGAAAUGAACAGAGUUGAAAAUAGGGCCUCUGAUAUCAUGAGAUAGUUUUUCCCCACAAGUGCUGCCUGGUUGAUAAAGUGUCUUUGCACCCUCAUGAAACAGCAUUAGCCUUCUUACUCAGCUGCCGGAAGUGUCUCACACCAGCAGCCUGUGAGCUGAGGCAGUCAGGGUUGAACCUCAGAACUAAGCCAGGUCCUCUGACAGAUCACAGUACUAGGCACAGGAUCUUCAACAGACCUGGUUACUACUAUUCUCUCUAGAGCUCUGAAGCUUACAACACUCCCAGAGCAGACAUUUUCUCUUCUGCUACUGAGGCCAUCUGGGCCUAUCUUUGAGAAGCAGUGACCUUAACUUUGAGCCAUACUCUGUCCUCACCAGUGGGCUUCCAUGCUUCUCUGUGCUGGAUGAUUAAACAUCUAGUCCUUGCCUUCCAUCCUUCCUUUAAGCUGCCUCUGUGGGUCCACAGAAGACCUGGUAGUACAAUGAUAGUGGCUACACAUGAGAGGGCACAAAAAUGUAUUUGCCAGAGCCUAGGAAUGUUUCUUGAAUCUGAAAAUGCCACACCUGGUUUCAGGGUCUUAGGGAAUAAAGAUACAACCCUGGGAAAUUUGGGGAGCCAGCCGGCCAGUGUGAAGCUGUCUUAGAGGCUGUUUCAUGUGUGUGUGUGUUUUGCAGUACUUGGGAUUGAACCCAGGGACUUGCUCAUGCUAGGCAAGUGCUCUAUCCCCAAGCUACAUCUCCAGCCCUUUUGAUUUUUUAUUUUGAGAGGAUCUCACUCACAAGGCCUAGGCUGGCCUUGAACUUGCAAUCCUCAGCUUCCCAAAUAGCUGGGAUUACGAGUAUGCACCAACAGUCCCAGAGAACAUGCUGUUUCUUUGAUGAAAAAUGCAUACUUCACUCAUAUACUCAAGAGGUGAUAAAAAGCAAUAACCCAUUAAUAACAGUGACUUGACCUUCUUCACUAAGUGAAGGACUCUGUGGGUUAUCUUUUUCAGAUCAUUAGUUGUUCUUUAAGCACUAAAGCUUUUAAAUCAUUUUAAAGAAACUUUUUAGAUUAUAUUAUAAAUUUUUCUUCCUUCUUACACGGAUCUUAUAUAUUGAAUAUAUUUUUAGCAUUAAUGGUUCAGCUCAUCAGUUAAUACCAGUACUAAAACUAUACAAAUUACUAGUUUUUGCCAGAAAAUGUGGCAUUUAUUCUGUUCUUAGGUAGACAGUCAUUCAGGACCAAAGUACAUUAGCAUAGUAAUACCCAGACUUGUUCAGGUGAAUUUGGGGAAUACCAUGAAAUACUUGCAUAAUUAAUUUAAUUACAUGAAUUAAACAGUUUAUUAAAUGUUGUGUAUGUGCAAGUCAGUUUUUUUAAAACAGAAAAAAAGUUUUGCAGUGCUGGGGAUUAAAUCCAGGGUCUCACGCAUGGAUGGACAAGUGCUGUAUCACUGAGCUACAUCCCUAGGCAAAGAAAAAAUUUUGCAGAGGAAAUUCUACCCACUAACUACUCUUUAUGGGUAAAGAAAAGAAGAAACAAAGCCUCAUUUUAUCUUAACUGUUAAGCACUGUGGUCUGCUAAUCCAUAGGAUCAGGAUUUGGGAACUACUGAGGGAGGAAAUUGAGCAAAUCAAUACCAUUUGUGUAGGAAUGGCCUCAUUGUAUAAGAAAGGAAGUGUUAUGGGUUGUCUCUUCAGCUUGACUGUGGGCUCUUCUAGAGCAAGGACCGUGUCAUAUUCAACUUUGCAUCCUUGCCACAAUGCUUGAGACAUCGUAAGUACUUAAUAUGGUUGAAUGGAUGGUGAUUAAUGUUAUUUAUGGAUUAGAAAAGCAUGCUUCUAUUUAAGUAAGCUGUAAAAAGUAUUAUUAAACAUUUACUGUAAAUAUGUAUUAACAUUUAAAAAAUUGGAAGGUCUUUAUGUCCUUGGUAUAUUAUCAUCUUUAUGAAUUCAUAAGAAUCUAUUUUAGUUUCUGUAGAGCAGUUAGAAAAAUGAGUUGUUUUUGAGGAUUUGAAGAAAAGUGUUCUGUAUUGUCACUUUAACAGUGAAAUUUUAUUCUUUGUUCCUACUCUGCAUUGUUUACAUUUUGAAAGUUUUUUUAAUCACCUGCAAUCAGUAAAGAAUGUAUAUUCUUGUCAACAUCUCAACUUGAAAAGACAUACAGUUAACCUUUUGACCUUUUGGCAAUUGCUCUUCUAGGUCAUUGUUCUCACAGCAAAUUGUAGACUUGUGCUUCAUAGUUAUAUGUCUCUCAGACAUCAUUCUGUCCUAUGAUAUUUCUUGAAUGUCCACACACUAAGGAUGCACAGGAAUUUUUUUUUUAAUAAAUCCUUUGUGCUGUAAAAUUUACUCUUAAGCGUUAACUUGAAGAUACCAUAAUUGCUGGUAUUUGAUAUUUAGCAGUAAAAGAAUAAAUAUACCAGCAUUUUAUGUUUAUAAUUAUCUGUGUUUUUUUUAAAUUGUGGUUUUUAUCAAAACUGUUGCCCUUAUAAGAGUUAGAUCUUAGUCGUUUUUAAAUUCUUGAUUCUAAAAGCAGCUUUCACUUUUCAUUCACAUAAUCUGUAUGAAAGUUAAUGCAGAUCUCAGUAAGAAAACUUUUAAAUGAGGUUCCUGUGUUCUCACUACUAUUUUGGAAAUGACUGGUAUAUGAAUAAACAAAGAAUAUUAUCAUGUUUCCUUUUUAGAGUCUGACAGAAUUCUUCUGUAAGUUCAUCUGUGUUUUUUAGGAAUUCUUGAAAGUCUUUUAACUGUAACACUUGGUUGAUUCUUGAGCUUUUGCCCUAAUGCAUCCUAUUGUGUCUCCAAAACCAGCCUCCCCACCCUCUUUGCGCUCUCCCUCUCUUUACCUAGGACCCCCAGAAUUGGCUGGGAAUUUAGCCCAGUUCCUGAGUGGCUAGCCUCAUUCCAUUCCUCACCACUGAUCCUGUUACACUACAGUUAAGACGAAAUGACUGAUUAUCUGAACCACUUUUAAAACAGCUUUAUUGAGAUGAGUACCAUAAAAUUCACCCAUUUAAAGUGCGUAAUUCAGUGUAAACGAUUUUUCUUUUAAAGUUUGAUCUAACAAAGUAUACAUAUGCUUUAGUAUUAUCUAAGCUUUUAAGUAGAUGUACCUAUGAUAAAAGAUUGGAAGGGGGAAAUAUGUUAUUUCACAACUAUAUUAACUUGAGUAAUUUUCACCACUGAAAUGGAGUUGAAUAACGUUUAUUUUGAAGGUAAAGCAUGUAGAUGUAUUUCUUUGCGGUGAGCAUUUUAAAUCAGUACAUUUGCACUCUUGCUAUUUAGGCCACACUAAUUUGAAUAAUCCAUUAUAUAUUUUAUUAAACUAUGGCAGAUGAAUUCAGUGAAAAGAAAGCCUCCUUUCAGAAACAAAUGUUACAAUAUGGUGUACUCGGUGUCAGUAGAAAAAGAAAUGGCUAGAGGAAGUUGUAAUUCUAAUUACAAAGCAUGUGUAAUUAAAGCAUUGUGUAAUUUAAUUUCCCACUGAAGAGGAGGAAAAACAUCCCCUUCUUAGUUUUGUUUUGCUAAAGAUUAAUGGAUAGCCAACAAUUGUCCCUUCUUACUAACUAGAUGCUUCUCAAACUUUUUACGGACAUGUUAUGUGGAGGAAAACCGCAGCAGGAUCUAAGAGUACAAUCUUAUAAUUGGCUCUCUGUGGUAUAAAAUUGAAGUCUCACUUUAUCUUAAAUUUAUGUACAUAGAUCUUGCUUUCUGUUAAUCAGAUAUCGUAAAGCCAGGUCUCAUCAUAAAGCCAGUUCUCCUCUUAAAGAUAUGAAACUAAACUGUAAAAAAAAUUAGACUAUAAAAAUACCAAAAUUUUUUUAUUUCUAAAAUACAUUGAUAGAAAGUUUAUGACAGCUGGUCUGUAGACUAGUGACAGUCUGCGGGGGUGCUUUUGUCCAUCUGUUGUGAAAGGAGGAAAAAAAGCACAUGUACAAUAUUGUCUUUAACUAUAAAUUAAAUAUAAUAUAUAUGUGAUGCUAUAAAGCUGCCUACUGCCCUUUAUCAAAGUGCUCUUUUAUUUAGAUUAUGGAAAUACAUGCUUAAUUUCCUUUAACACUGCCAGAUUUCUCUCCAUAAAUGGCUUUUUAUAACCAGUACUCUGUGGAAAGGCAUGAAAGUUCCAUGUUUCCCCAAACCCUUACCACCACCAGAAAUAUCUGAUUUCCAUGUUCUGGCAGAUCUCAUUAUAAUUUUCCUUUGUCAGAUUAUUCAUAAAGUUGUACAUCCAUAUCAUUUUUUGCCAUUUUGAUUUUUCAUUUUGCCAAUUGGUUAUUCAUAUCCUUUGCUCAACUUUCCAUUGAGUGUCCUAAUUUUUCUUAUUGAUCCAUCAGAAUUUCUUGUAUAUUCUUGAUUAGGGAUCAACAAACUACAGCCUUGUAGGCUAAAUCCUGCUUGGUACUGAUUUUGGCACAGUUUUAUUGGAACACAGCCACAUUCAUUCAUAUAUGUAUUGUCUUAGGAUGCUUUUGUUCUACAAUGGCUGAGUUGAGCAAUUGCAGCAGAGACCAUAUAGCCCACAAAGGCUAAAAUAUUUGCUCUAUUUUUCAAAUAAACAGAAUAGGCCAGGGAUUUAGCUCAGUGGUUUCACAGCCUGCUGCGCAUGCGCAAGGACCCAAGUUCGAUCUCUGGUACCAAAAAAAAAAAUUAAAUAAAAAAAAAUAAACAAUAACCCAUGCUCCAGAUAUCAAUCUUAUCCACUUAAGAUGUUGCAAAUAAUUUUUACAAUCUGUUACCCAUUUGUAAAUUUUAUUUAUGAAUUGUUGAAUAAAGAUCUUUACUUUCUUGA